Molecule: messenger RNA, 1818 nt
Organism: Dinoponera quadriceps
Lineage: Eukaryota; Metazoa; Arthropoda; Insecta; Hymenoptera; Formicidae
Product: transmembrane protein 216-like
Exons: 1
Coding region: 441-869 (142 amino acids)
Biological process (GO): non-motile cilium assembly
Cellular component (GO): ciliary transition zone
Source: RefSeq, a predicted model, not a curated record
UCGCGAUCCUCGCGCGGCGUUGCAGCGUGGUUAAAAAUAAACACACCGACGAAGGUGAGCGCGGAGAAGCGCGAUAUUCGCUAGAAUUCGACGUUGUUUCUACGUCGUGACCGAGCUGGCGAGUCUCCACGAGAGAGACGUUACGUCGAGAAAGCGCGUACGGUGUCGCGGCGAAAGCCAUGAGACGGAGACGCUGAACAGAGGUUACAGAGUUCUAAACGACAGAGCGUUCGGAUAGGAACGCAGGAGGGAUCCAGAGGAGGUACAGUUGUACAAACAAUGUUUCCGUUAAACGACUAAGUGCCUACACAGAGAGAGAAGGAGGGAGAGGGAGGGAGAAAAAAGAGCUCGAUUCUGAGCCAGUAAGGCCGCAUACCAGACCACCACACUCGUCCGUAUCAUCAUCAUCAUCGGGCGAGAGACAGCCUCUACUCGGCAGAAUGCCCACCGUAGCCAACUCCUCGCUGACCUACGAGAUCCUCAUGUACUUGAACUCUUUCUACUUCGGUAUGUUCGCCGUGUGCGAGUUCGGCAUGGGCCUGUUCAAGGCCGCGAACCUGCCGUCGCCGGGUACAAACAAGACGCUGACAGAGUUCGCAAUACUAUUCUUCCUGAUAGUGACGGAAGCCGGCAGGAUCUACCUUGGUAGAAGAGGAAACCUGACCGAACGCGGGCUGCCGAUUCUCAUCGGUAUAGUCUUGACUGUUCCCAGCUCCUUAGCGACUCUCUACUUCCUCCUAUGGCAGUACUAUGUACUCAGGCUGGAGGUGAUCCUCUGUUGCAUACAGUUAGCCCUACUGGCAUCCGAGGUGGUGAUCUCUGUCAUGUGCAUCAUCGCCAUUUACCGACCGCCACCUCCGGAGAAGUAACGGUUGAUACACCUUUCGACGACAGGGAAAUCACACUACCUCUACCUUCACACUUAUCAUGCUUAACAAGAGUCCAUUCCGAGUAUGUUAUCGGUUUUUGUCACGCACCGGGCUAAGAUCCUCAUUGUCUUUUUAUUUUCAUCAAGUAGUGGUAGAGAACAUUUCUCGCCCCCUUGUAAUUUUUGUUACCGUGCCUCUAAGUCUGAAAGAUAGUUUUGUCAGAAUAUCAUAUCAUCAUAUUGGAAUAUACCAUGUAAUAUAUUUCCUAUAUCUUUCGAGAUAAACUCAACGUUCUAUAUAUAAUAAUACACAUGUACACGCCGAAAUAGGAUUUCGCAGGCGUAUUUUUUGCACUAAAAAUCCAAAAGUAAAGACUGGGUAUUAGAAAGAGAUGCUGAGAAACAUAUUUUUGUGUAUCUUCCACGAAAUGUACUCUCUGUGUGUAUACAAUUACGAAUUUCAAAAAUUGUACAAAACACCUCAUAUACAUUCUCGAGCAUCCAACAAGCACUGUACAUACACCAUCCACAUUCCGUAGACUGAAUUAGAUGAAUGAUAGAUAUUUUGCGAUCUAAAUUUUAUACUCAAGUGUAAAAUGACUCUCUAGCAGGGCGACAGUUCUUAAUAGGAGUAAUUUACCAUACCCGGUAUGCCAUCUCAUUUCGUUUGGAGAAUAAAGAAAAAGAAAUGGAAGAAUCAUUAUUCAUCUCUCUCGUGUUAAUCUCUCGCGUAACUUGUCUGAUCGACAUCGUCAACACUGCCACUUACGUGUAUCUUCACAUUUAAGCAGCUGAAACUCGCAUGAAUCCCCGAAAGGGAGGCUAACAAUAUGCGCUAUGUGUCUAUGCCCCCUGUGUUGUACUUGCCUUCGAUGAAGAAAAAUAUGCGCACACGUUGUUUGUUUGUAUACACAUUUAUAUCAAAAUAAAUAUUUUUCAAAUAAAUAAUA